GAGAAAGAGAAUCAAAUAACGGAUUUAAGUAUUCUUGAUCAAGCGAUUCUCAUGGCCUUGUGUCUGGAUGUGAAAAACAGCAACCCCAUUGACGGUCUGACGGGUGAGGAAAUGGCAGCAUUCCUAGCACGUGUAUUGGAGCACCACGACGACUGGAUGGUGUAUUCCACUGCACUCUUGGAACGAUCUUGGUUGGAAUUUGAAAGAUCUCAUGCCCGUGAGCGUGCCAUUCUUCAAAUGCAAGCUCUUGCUGAUCAGCACACGAACAGGCUUACAAUCACACAAUCAACAAAGAAGAGUGUCGAAGAAUCAGCACAGGUUCAGAACCGCUUAAAGAAUCUUCACAAAAUUGUGUAUCCUCCACGAUGGCUGAUGUUACAAGACUUGGCUGAUCGAUAUGCCAAUUUGGGAAUCGUCACAAGCGCUGCCGAGAUCUUUACUGAAAUCGAGUUCUGGGACGACGUUGUGGAUUGUUACAAAAGAGCUGGCAAGAAAUCAAAAGCUGAAGAGAUCGUUCGCAAACGUCUAUCUAUACAGCCAACACCGCGUAUGUGGGCGGCUCUUGGUGAUCUAAAAAGUGAUCCCCAAUACUACGUACGAGCAGCUGAGUUGUCGAAGGGACGUUUCUCGAGCGCUUACGUGUCGCUGGGGCAGCACUACUUUGACAAAGGCAUGCUGGAAGAUGCCUCUGAACAAUAUAUAGCGGCGUUGAGGAUUCGACCACUUGACCCUCCAACCUGGUUUCGGUUGGGAGCUAUCUCGAUGCAACUGCAACGAUGGGAGACAGCACUUCGUGCGUUCUCUCAAGUCGUGCAACAAGAGCCAGAGGAGGCCGAGGCGUGGGCAAAUGUCGCGGCAGUCCAUAUGCAUAACAAGCAUCCUGCAGAAGCGUAUCCAGCUCUUGUUGAAUCUUUGAAAUACAAUCGAAAUAAUUGGCGCGUAUGGAACAGCAAGCUCUAUACAUGUCUUGAUCUUGGAAAGUACGAUGAAGCCAUUCAAGCCUGCAACAUGCUUCUGGAUCAACGCUCUGAAAAACAAAUGUCAGCUGGAAUCCCUCCCGUGGAAGAAAAGUGUGUCCGGGCGAUUGUAGGUGGCGCACUUCAGACG
Phaeodactylum tricornutum CCAP 1055/1 is the source of this 1107-nucleotide messenger RNA. RefSeq lists its product with no specific name. The record is from RefSeq and is a predicted model, not a curated record. The transcript has a single exon. Gene Ontology annotation, molecular function: protein binding. Lineage: Eukaryota; Bacillariophyta; Bacillariophyceae; Surirellales; Neidiaceae. The annotation marks the transcript as partial.